This is a messenger RNA of Raphanus sativus (radish), 4102 nucleotides long. RefSeq lists its product as uncharacterized. The transcript has 8 exons. The coding region runs from base 109 to 3966 and encodes 1285 amino acids. NCBI's taxonomy places the organism in Eukaryota, Viridiplantae, Streptophyta, Magnoliopsida, Brassicales, Brassicaceae. The record is from RefSeq and is a predicted model, not a curated record.
UCACUCAAAUUAGGGUUUCAAUUACAUUCUCUUAGAAUGAUGAAUCUCCCACUUAUUUGAAGAGUUCGUUCAAGAAUCGGAGCUGUUCCCUCUCUCCCACCCACUACAAUGGUUGCUAAUGCUCCACCACCUGAGUUGUUGCCUUCAGGGAACUCUUGCUGCCUCGCGUGGCAAGAGAAGUACCUAGGCAUGAAGAAGAGGCGUGAUGCUUGUAAAGAAGCGAUCCAGAUUCUCCAGAAGGCCAUGGGAGCUGCUAAUGAUGAGACAUCCAUUCUCCAGAAUAAACUUACGGAGAUGGCGGAUAAAAGGCAAGCUAAGGAAAAUGAUUCAGUGGCAAAAGCAUCUUUGGAGAAAGAAAUAUUUGAGUUGAAGUCUGAGAUUUUUUCUUUGCAACAGAGAUUGGAGCGGAACCUUCAAGAAAAAAGUGAUCAAGUACAAUUUAUUCAGUCUUCUAGUGUGGAGAAGGAGAUCAGUGAACUGAAGAACCUGCUUAAGAAAGAAACAUUAAGGGCUGAUAAUUCCGAGGAAGAGAGGGAACAGAUUUGUAAAGAAUUGAACAAGACAAAGGCUCUGCUGGCGAAAUAUGAGGAUAUCAAGCCACACGUUCCUGAGGUGGAAAAGGAAAUUAGUCUGGUUAAAAAUCUUCUUGCAAGCGAGAGGCAUAAGACAGAGUCAGAGCGGAAGAAAGCAGAAUCGGAGAAUAAGAAAGCUGAUCAGUAUCUUUCUGAGUUGGUGGUUUUAAGAAGUACAGCUAAGAAGACUAGUUCGGAUUUACUUGCUUUAACCUCCAGUAUUGAGACCGUGAAAAAGCAGCUCGAGUCUGAAAGACAAAAGACACUGAAAGAGAGAAAACGGGCAGAUAUGGAGAGUGCAAAAGCUAAGGAACAGAUGAAGCUGGCAGAAGAUUUGUCUAAGAAGUUUGAGACUAUUAGAGCUAGAAAUGAAGAGCUCAAGAAAGAAGCAGAACUACAGAGCGCUAGUAGCAAAGUAAAGUUUGCUGAAAACUCGGCAAAACUGGAAGAGAAGGUAAGGCUUCUUGAGAUGAGUAAGAAAGAAGCCAUUUUCUGGAAAUCUCGUGCUGAUGAUCUGACUCAGCAGUUACAAGAAUUACAAUUAGUGACUGGGGGUUUGAAAAAACAGGUGCAUCAGCUUUCUCUCUCUCAAAAAUCCUCUGAGACUUGCUCCGUUUCUCCUCAUAAAGUCAGAGACCUGGAAAAGGCCAAAAUGAGGCUUUUGAAAAAAGAGGUGAAGUUCAGGAGGAAAUGUGCAAAACACUCCAAGGAGGUGGCUGAGUUUGAAAGGUUCCGAAGAGAAUAUCAGGCCAAAGAGAUAGGUCGGUUAAUACUUGAGUUCGGUAGUAUUACAAAUCACAUGAAUUUGCUGGAUAGACUUUCAAGAGGCGUUGGAGGUACAUCUGGUCGUCCAAAGGCGGAGAAACGCAUGAAACGGCAGAUGCUACAGUCCCAGAAAAACCUUAAAGGUGAAAAGCAUUCUGACGCAAGGUGCCAGUUGGUAGCAAGCUCUGGUUCUCAGGAGCAGGCUCGCAAGCUCUCUACUCAGUUAAUUGCUAAAUCCAGACAAGGCGUGCAUGAGUCUGUCUCAGGUACUAUUUCUCAAUUGGAGUCUCCUACUGGAGGCUCUAGAGAAUCGCAGACUUCUGGAGAAAUUUCCAGCGCAACAUCUUGUUCUGAUGGGCAGUUACUGACCUCACAGGGAGCACAACAUUUCUCUGAUACCACUUCAGCAGAAACAUCAAGAGAUGAAGCGCAUAUCCAACCUACAAAAAUCAAUAUGUUCCAGAAAAUCGAUACCAGGAAAAAUGGAAAUCUCUGUUUGGUGGCUGAAAACUGUCUCCAAGGAUCUCAGAAAGAUAAUCAUGAGGUGGUUAAUGAGCACUCUCGAAAAAGAAAAGGAAUGCCAGAGGUAGUUGAGUCCCGUAAGCAUCGGUCAUCUGAUUAUACAAAGACAAAUGUACAGAGAGAGAAGCUGGGCAAAUUGCAGCCUUUAGAAGAGAAAGAAUCCUUGGUCCUUGAUAUUCAAGGUGUCUCCUCUGCAAAUUGCACUAGAAUUUCCAAGAAAAGAAGGGUUUCUUGUGAGAAAAAGACAGUUAUACGGAGCACUCUUCAGCUUAAUUGCCCAGCCAAGACUCAAGGCAAUAAAGCUGGAAGUACACAGGUCGCUUGGAAUACUACGUGCCUCUCUACUGCUAAAGAACAUGCUGCAGCAGCACUAUUUCUGGACGACAUUGCUGCUACAGAUGUUAUGAAGUUGUUGGAGUUGGAGAAACCAGAAGAUGAAAGUCAUUACAAGAUGGCAAGAGAAUCAUUUAUAUCCCCGGAUCUUCCUCAGGUAGAUUUUUUGGAUGGUCCGAUCGUGAAUGAAGACAAGAGUCCUGCUCCGGCUCUUGACUUGGUUGAUAGAAAUAGCGUGGAUUUACGUGAUUCCAUAAAUUCUAGUGAAGCUUCUAAUUUCGACACUCAGAAUGCUUCGGUGACAGACAAAAUGUCACCCAUGUCAACAACGGUGCAUGAUGAUACUCUCAAACACUUUGUUGUGUUUUCAAAUAUUGAAGACCAGAACAGUAUCAUCAAAAUUUUACAUGCUGCAAACAGUUGUGUUCAGCGAUGCCCAUCAGUUAAUAAAACAGAAUGGGCAGUGCCAGCAAUUCUGUUCUCUUUGAAAAGGGAAGAAAAUCUUUUGGCCCGGGACAGGGUAUGUGUGUUCCUCUCCUUGAUGCUGCACAACUUCUCUGUGGUUUCCUCAAUGAAUAUUGGGAACAUUCUGGAUGAUAAUUCUUCCUCCUGCUUGGAUUCUUUUUCGAAGCAUAUAUCUAGUGUUAUGGCUGAUACUGAAGCUGGGGUAAUUCUUUCUGAAUUUUUGGAAGAACUCCUUAGUCUUCUUCAGGACCUCCUUUCCGAGCAGAGGGUUUUAUUUUGUGUUAAAUCCUCAAAAACGUCUGAAUCUGAUUCAAGCAUAUCUGUCACCCUGAAUGGAGAAAAUGUAGCUCUCUUCAGCAGAAUGGCUCCAACUGAUCAUUUGGUGGCUGGAAGUGCUAUGUUGGCGGCGAUAUGUACUGCUGUGGACCGUGUUGGAUUUAUCCGUGAAGCUUGCUUUGAAAUCCUGCGCAAGCAUAGACAUGAAAAGACCGCAAUGCCACUGACCAUUCUUCACGUUUUUGCUCACAUUGCUGGAGAGAAAAUGAUGCCUUCCAGUGAUCAUGACCUAUCAAUUGCAGUGUUGAAAUCCAUUGUGAUGUUUCUAGAGCAGAGACAUUUUGGUACUGUGGAGGGAAAUACUUAUUUGCACUCAUGCAAGAACAAGUGUAUAUUCUCAGACAGGUCUUCCUCGCUGGCGGCUAUGGCAUCAAUGCUCAUGGAAAUCAUUCAAGAGUUUACUCAGUCGAAUACUUUGCAUAAGAGCUUGACCGAGAAGGCAGAGUUUAGACUGGCACACAAGGAUUUCCAUUGCGUAUUGGCCAGGGAUCAAAGUGUUACUUUAUGUGACAUUCUGUCACUGGUGGAGCUUAUCGCUUGUUACACGGAAUGGGAUUGGACUAGUGAGAACAUUGUUGCUCCACUGCUUAAGAUGCUGGGAAGGCCAUUGUCAACGAACCUUUCGGUUGCAAUCGUCUCUCUUCUUGGGCAACUUAGCAGUAUUGGAGUGGAUGCUGGUGGCUAUGAAAACGAAGGAAUCUCAAACUUGAGAGAGAAACUGUCAGCAUUUCUGCAGAGCGAGACGACACUAAAAGCUGGCUUUGCAGUCCAGAUAGCAACUGUGAGCUCCCUCCUGAAUACAAUUCAGCUGGAUUUCCCGAUAGUCUUUCAAGGCAAAACCACCACGCUUCCUGGUUGUGGUGACGAGACCUCAUCUGCUUCAGCCAAUCUGGUCGCCAAGUGGUUCUUUUUGUUGAGCGACGAUCAGCGAGUUUUCACAAACAAGUUCUUACAAACCUCUUGUGUUAGAUGAUUCCUUAGUUCCAAGAGUCAAUCAAAAGCACUAAAGUUUUGGGUAUCUCUCUCACUGUUUGAUUCCCCUUCACUGAGUGAUGGUUUUCUGGUUCUAGGACGCAGAUAUUAAUGAAAAUUUCUUAAUUUUAACAUAA